AUGAAGCAGGUAGACGCUACCCGCUUCAGGCUCCAACCCAUACUAGGAGCAUUCUCAUAUCGUCUCAAGGACGAGCACCAAGGACCCAUCUUUAGCCUCGCCACAGAGCUCGAUAAAGUCUGCGCCGACCUACACACAGGGACGCGCACAUAUACAUUCGUCGAGAAGCAGGUUAUCAACAAAGUCUGUCUGGAGAUAGGAGGAAUCAGUUUCAAGCAGAUAGGAAAGGAAGAGAGGCUGCAGGAAAUCGCCAAGGCUCUGGUCUUCAUCUCGAAAGCGAGAUAUUUGCACUUUUUGCAACAAAUGGAUGACAUUCUUCAUACAAACAUCGAGUCAGCACACGAUGGAAGUACCCCACGCACCUCGCAGCGCAAUUCACCAGAACCUGCACUAGGACCGCAGGACUCUGCAUCACAAGUCAGAGGACCAGCAUCCCUGACACCGUCACUUGUACCCACCUACGUUCCACCCAUCUGGGAGUUUGACAGACACCAAUUCGAGCACCUAGAAGAUGCUCUCAGACAGUCCACUCCCGAAGAAGUUCCGGACCACAUACGUGAAUGGGUAAUCGUUGCAAUGAAGCUCACAGUCACUACCGAAAUCGCCAAGGUCUACAAUGUGCUCAGAAACAAAAUGUACGAGCACAAGAAAGCCUUUGAAUCGCUGAUCCAAAACAACAAAAGCGAACACCGACUUAAGGAGGCAGUUCUCCAGACGGCGAUCGGGAAGCUUAAGGAUAGGAUCCUUGUGCAAGAUGCGCAUAUGGCAGUUUUAAAUGACAAGCUCACGGGAACCCAGGCAGCAAUGCUUGACAUGGGCAAAGAAAUGAUGGAAAUCAAGGCAGCUAACGUUAAGCUGUGGCAUGAGCUAGCUUCGCUCAAAGCAAGCGGCAUCACUACGAUGCAAGGUCAAACAUCCGGCAUGGUCCAAUUGAACAAGCCAUGCAUCAAAAUUGCUGAACCUCCACACUACUCGGGCAAAGGAAGUCUGGAGGACUGGCUCCAACAACUCGGUAUAUGGAUGCGGUGGAACGAGAUCAACAACGAUGAACACAAGAUUACCACAGCCUUACUGCACUUGGAAGGUGGCGCGCUCACGUACAUGUCUGAAUAUGCAACCAGGGCAGCAGCACGGCAGGCACUCGGCACAUGGGAAGACUUCGUCGACAUUCUCAAAGUAAACUACAGGACCCUCAACCCGGACAAGGAUGCACAGCAGCAUUUAAAGGAUAUCUGCGGCAAGACGUAUCCCACAAUGGUAUCCUUUGCAGAACAGUUCCGCCAAUGGGCCACUAAGACCAACUUAGAGCACACUGCACUCAUCGGUUACAUCGCUGAACACCGAAGCAAGGACGUACACCAGGCAAUGGUCACACGAGACAGCCUAGGAAUUUCUGACCCCAUCACGUGGCCGGAAUAUCUCGAUCUAUGUCUUCAAUUAGAGUCCAAGUUCAGAGCUGACAAGGCAGGACAGCACGGAACAGUAGCCACAUCAUCAUCAGCACCACGGACCCCAAAAGACCCCAACGCAAUGGUCGUGGAUCGAGUAUCCACCCUCACCAAGGAGCAAGAAGGAUGGCUGGAGAAGAAGCUGUGUGUACGAUGUGGGAAACACCCCUUCGUUUUUAAACAGCGAUGCCCCGACCCCAAGUACAAGGGCAAAUUCGAAAUGCCAAAGUGGGGCCAAGCAACAAGGGCAAUUUCUUCAAACACGGCCUCAGACAUCUCUGACAACAGCAAGGCGAGAUACGAAGCAGUCCGUGCUUUCAUCGCCAGCUACGACACGAAGGGAAAGGAAAAGGAGGCAGAACUGGAACCAGCUGUUGAAGCAGCUAGGAUCACGGAGGUAGAAGAUGAUGAGGAUUUUCUUCGGCGGGUUCUCUGA
Laetiporus sulphureus 93-53 is the source of this 1884-nucleotide messenger RNA. RefSeq lists its product as uncharacterized. Bases 1 to 1884 code for a protein of 627 amino acids. The transcript is spliced from 2 exons. Lineage: Eukaryota; Fungi; Basidiomycota; Agaricomycetes; Polyporales; Laetiporaceae. The record is from RefSeq and is a predicted model, not a curated record.